AUGAAGAUCAAGGCGCUCAGCCGCUCCGUUCAGGCCUACGCGCCGCCCGGCUCCAAUGUUCCCAAGCAGCCCCGAAACCUCGAUCCCGCCCUGCACCCCUUCGAGCGCGCGCGCGAGUACACCCGUGCCGUCACCGCCUCCAAGAUGGAGCGCAUGUUUGCCCAGCCCUUCAUCGCCCAGCUGGGCGACGGCCACGUCGACGGUGUCUACUCGCUGGCCAAGGACCCCAACUCCCUCGAGCGCUUUGCUUCCGGCUCUGGCGACGGUGUUGUCAAGGUCUGGGACCUGACCAGCCGCGACGAGAUCUGGCACACCACCAAGGCCCACGAGAACAUUGUCAAGGGCAUGACCUGGACGCAGGACCGCAAGCUGCUGACCUGCGCUGCUGACCGAUCCAUCAAGCUCUGGGCCCCCUACGACACCCCCUCCGAUGCGGCCCCCUUAAACACCUGGCUAGGUGCCACCGCCUACAACAGUCUGUCGCAUCACCGGUCAAAGAACUCUUUCGCCGCCUCCUCGGGUCUGAACAUCAGCAUUUUCGAUAUCGACCGGCAGGGCUCGGCGCCGGACGUGCUGGCCUGGCCCAACUCCGUCGACACCAUCAACCAAGUCGCCUUCAACCAGGUCGAGACCUCGGUUCUGGCCUCUUGUGCGUCGGACCGCAGCAUCGUUCUCUAUGAUCUGAGGACGAGCAUGCCCCUGGCCAAGACGGUCUUGAACUUUGCUACCAACGCUCUGAGCUGGAACCCUAUGGAGGCCUUCAACAUUGCCGCCGCCAGCGAAGACCACAACGUUUACAUCUUUGACAUGAGGAGGUUUGACAGAGCUCUGAACGUCCUGAAGGACCACGUCGCUGCCGUUAUGGAUGUCGAGUUUUCGCCUACUGGCCAAGAGCUGGUAACUGCGUCAUAUGACCGAACCGUCCGGUUGUGGAGCAGGGACAAGGGUCACUCCAGAGACAUCUACCACACGAAAAGAAUGCAGAGGGUCUUUAGUGCCAAAUGGACACCCGACUCCAAGUAUAUUCUAUCCGGUUCAGAUGACGGAAACAUCCGGCUGUGGAGAGCCAAUGCGUCGCAGCGGGAGGGCAUCAAAUCAGCUCGCCAGCGUCAGGCCAUUGAGUACAACGAGGCCCUGGCCGAGAGGUACUCUCACAUGCCCGAGAUCCGCAGGAUCAGGCGCCACAGGCACGUUCCCAAGGUGGUCAAGAAGGCCGGCGAGAUCAAGGGCGAAGAGCUCAAGGCCAUCAAGCGCCGCGAGGAGAACGAACGGAAGCACACCAAGAAGCAGUUCGAACAGAGGAGAAACGAGAGAGAGAAGGCGGUUCUGGCCCGGGAGAAGUAG
Molecule: messenger RNA, 1344 nt
Organism: Neoarthrinium moseri
Lineage: Eukaryota; Fungi; Ascomycota; Sordariomycetes; Amphisphaeriales; Apiosporaceae
Exons: 5
Coding region: 1-1344 (447 amino acids)
Biological process (GO): maturation of SSU-rRNA from tricistronic rRNA transcript (SSU-rRNA, 5.8S rRNA, LSU-rRNA)
Cellular component (GO): small-subunit processome; nucleolus
Molecular function (GO): protein binding
Source: RefSeq, a predicted model, not a curated record